GGGAUGUAGCUGCGGGUAGGAUGGGUCAUCGCUGCCGGCUUCGGUGAGACUCGCUCGCGUGGACCGCCCGCGGCGGGCCCGCAGUGGCCGCGGCGGCAUGAAGGGCGCUCUGGGGAGUCCUGUGGCCGCGGCCGCCGCAGGCGCCGCGAUGCAGGAGAGUUUCGGCUGCGUCGUGGCCAACCGCUUCCACCAGCUGCUAGACGACGAGUCGGACCCGUUCGACAUCCUGCGCGAGGCCGAGCGCCGACGCCAGCAGCAGCUGCAGCGCAAGAGGCGCGACGAAGCGGCGGGGGCGGCGGCCGGGGCUGGCAACCGCGGCGGCAGGAGCCCGGCUGGGGCCUCGGGCCACAGACCCGGCGCGGGCGGCGGCCGGAGGGAGUCUCAGAAGGAGCGCAAGAGCCUCCCGGCCCCCGGCGCGCAGCAGCCAGACAGCCCAGGGGGCGGCCCUCAGCCGCCCGGCCAGAAACGAACUUCCAGAAGAGGCGAGCAGCAAGGAUGGAGUGAGAGCCGGGGGACAGAGGUGACGCUUGAUAGAGCAGAGCGGAGAUCCUACAGGGAAUAUCGACCCUAUGAGACGGAGAGGCAGGCCGACUUUACACCUGAGAAGUUUACAGAUGAAAAACCAGUUGACAGGUUUGAUCGAGACAGACCACUGAGAGGUCGUGGAGGCCCAAGAGGGGGCAUGCGAAGCAGAGGCAGAGGUGGUCCUGGGAACAGAGCUUUUGACGGUUUUGACCAGAGAGGGAAACGAGAAUUUGAGAGAUACAGUGGGAAUGAUAAAAUAGCAAUCAGAACUGAAGACAACACGGGUGGAUAUGGAGUUCGCACCUGGGGAUCAGGUAAAGAUACCAGUGACAUGGACCCGACUGCCCCCAUGGAAGAGACCACAGUGGUGGAGGAGUCCCUGGGCCCCCUGGAGGAGGAAUCUCCAGCCAAAGUUCCUGAGUUGGAGGUAGAAGAAGAAACUCAAGUUCAAGAGAUGACCCUAGAUGAGUGGAAAAAUCUUCAAGAACAGACCAGACCAAAGCCUGAAUUUAACAUCCGGAAACCUGAGUCCACUGUCCCUUCCAAAGCAGUGGUGAUACACAAGUCUAAAUAUAGAGAUGAUUUGGUAAAGGAUGACUACGAGGAUGAUGCCCACGUUUUCCGGAAAGCGGCCAAUGACAUCACAUCCCAGCUGGAGAUUAAUUUUGGUAACCUCCCUCGUCCCGGGCGUGGAGCCAGAGGUGGCACCCGGGGAGGCCGGGGAAGGAUCAGAAGGGCAGAAAACUAUGGACCCAGAGCAGAAGUGGUGAAAAGACACAGUGAACGUGAAUACCUGACCUGAGAAGUCUUGUGAGAGUGAAUGUCAUGUUCAGCCAUGAUAACCCGCUGGUGCAGCGUGAAGAUGUGUCACUACUCAUCAGGCUUGAGCUGUCACAUUAAGUCAUUUUGCCUUGCCCUGGCUUUGAAGAUUGGCAAAACAGAGAUCCUUCUCAAGAAAAUUCCCUUUAGUGUUGUGAAUAACAAUUGAAAAGCCCAUUGUGCUGGAUUUAACGUAUUUGCAAACACUGCAUCCUUCCCAAACACAUUGAGGAUUCCCGUAUCACGGAGCAGUCUCGGGUCGUGUGGUCAGAAAAAGUUUGGGGGAAUAGGGGACGGUUUCUGAGCCUGCUCGAGGUCUUCAUUUGCUCACCAGGACUACCUCUUGCCAAUUUGGUGGGGCAGAUGAAUGUCAGGCUUUUGUCAUGUGGUUGUCCACAGUCCGGCCCCAGAGAAGACAGAGCAGAAGCAAAGGGCAGGGGAAAUCCAUGAUGUGCUGUAGGGAAACUCAGGAGGCAGGACUGUGUAUUCGGACCUAUAUACAAGGCAGAGCCUUCCACAUGACAGUGCCUUGCGAGACUCCUUUGAGGUGCUUGGGUGUAGACGUGUUGUUGUGAGGCAGGACACAUUUCUGGCCAGUAACCUUAAUACUAAGCAAAUUAACCCCAUUAAAGAAAACUUGUGAGCCUAACAGACUCUCUUGGAAAGUGGGAGGUCAAGCAUGUAU
Messenger RNA from Balaenoptera acutorostrata (minke whale), 2029 nucleotides. It is a transcript of the gene HABP4, whose product is annotated as hyaluronan binding protein 4. Bases 98 to 1327 code for a protein of 409 amino acids. Lineage: Eukaryota; Metazoa; Chordata; Mammalia; Artiodactyla; Balaenopteridae. Gene Ontology annotation, cellular component: cytoplasm; nucleus. The transcript is spliced from 8 exons. Gene Ontology annotation, biological process: positive regulation of RNA splicing; positive regulation of translational initiation. Gene Ontology annotation, molecular function: RNA binding. The record is from RefSeq and is a predicted model, not a curated record.